AUCAAACAAAGGAAAUUUCUUUUGCCCUCGCCUUCUCUUCCCAUUUUUCGAAAGCAUCGCCUAAAAUCCGCAGCGGCGUCGGCGCCGACCGUCAUUUCUCUCGGCAAUCGGCUAAAAUCUGUAACAGUUCGAAAGAGGAGAUUUGGUGCUAUCAAUCAAGAUGCCUCUUUACGAUUGUAUGCUUUUGAUGAAACCCCAUGUGAGGAAGGAGGCAUUGUUGGAUUUGGUUGCUAGAGUGGGCAAGCAUGUGUUCAGAAGAAAUGGGGUUGUCACUGACGUUAAGUCGUUUGGAGUUGUUCAAUUGGGUUAUGGCAUUAAGAAGCUUGAUGGAAGAUAUUUUCAGGGGCAACUUAUGCAGAUGACGAUGAUGGCCACUCCGAACAUGAACAAAGAGUUACAUUACCUGAACAAGGAAGAUCGGUUGUUGCGUUGGCUUUUAGUGAAGCAUCGUGACACAAAAUAUGGCCUGGAAUUCCUUAGCGAAGACGAUGGAAAGAAUGAACUUAACAAAUUUCCUCGAUUUAGCAUGAUUGGUGAUGACGACGCAGAUGAAGAAGACGACGAUGACGACGAUGACGACGUGGAGCAAGAAGGAGAGAGGAGAGAAGAGUGAAUUUUGGUUGUCUCUAUUAUGAUAGCGCAGGUAUGAACUUAGUGAAGGGACCUCUGGUACCAUUCUUGUGAUAUUGUAGGCAGACAAAUAAAGAGAUGGGUGGUUUCUUUAGUUUGUCCAUAUCAUCUGAUUCUCUGAAACAAAGAUCCAUAAGUGCCUUUUGCCUGUUUGGGGGAUGUUUUUGUUGAGAUGUCAGGUCUUGGGUUCGAACCUCUAGAUGAAAAGUUUAUGUAAUGAAUAUCUCAUCUUUUAAAACUUAAA
Molecule: messenger RNA, 874 nt
Organism: Cucurbita maxima (winter squash)
Lineage: Eukaryota; Viridiplantae; Streptophyta; Magnoliopsida; Cucurbitales; Cucurbitaceae
Exons: 2
Coding region: 161-613 (150 amino acids)
Biological process (GO): translation
Cellular component (GO): ribosome
Molecular function (GO): structural constituent of ribosome; small ribosomal subunit rRNA binding
Source: RefSeq, a predicted model, not a curated record